Mucor mucedo is the source of this 687-nucleotide messenger RNA. RefSeq lists its product as uncharacterized. The transcript is spliced from 7 exons. NCBI's taxonomy places the organism in Eukaryota, Fungi, Mucoromycota, Mucoromycetes, Mucorales, Mucoraceae. Gene Ontology annotation, molecular function: nicotinamide-nucleotide adenylyltransferase activity; nicotinate-nucleotide adenylyltransferase activity. Gene Ontology annotation, biological process: NAD+ biosynthetic process. Bases 1 to 687 code for a protein of 228 amino acids. The record is from RefSeq and is a predicted model, not a curated record.
AUGCAAGACGAUAGUAAAAUCCCACUUGUUAUUGUUGCCUGUGGUUCUUAUUCACCCAUUACAUAUUUACAUUUAAGAAUGUUUGAAAUGGCAAGAGAUCACUUUAAUGAACGCGAGGGGUAUGAAUUAAUUGCUGGAUAUUUUUCACCUGUGUCGGAUGCGUAUAUGAAGGAAGGUUUGGCCAAAGCCAGUCACCGUGUUAAAAUGUGUCAACUGGCAGUGGAUAGUACAUCAGAUUGGCUAAUGGUGGAUUCUUGGGAAUCAAGGCAAUCCAUGUAUCAAAGAACCGCAGUUGUUUUGGAUCAUUUUGAUUAUGAACUGAAUGGAGUGGGUGGUGGUGAGGUUAAAAAGAUCAAAAUCAUGUUACUUGCAGGUGGUGAUUUAAUGGCCUCUUUUGGUCAUCCUGGUGUCUGGACAUCGGAGGAUUUACAUCAUAUUGUCGGUAGAUACGGCUGUGUUAUAAUUGAAAGAACUGGUACAGAUGUGUACGGCUUUUUACUCUCGCAUGAUAUUUUAUAUCAGCAUAGGAUGAAUGUUUUAAUUAUCAAACAAUUAAUUCACAAUGACAUUAGUUCAACUAAAAUAAGAUUGUUCGUGAAGAGAGGAAUGUCUAUUAAAUACUUGCUGCCUAAUCCAGUUAUAGACUAUAUUUCUCAUCAUAGAUUAUAUUUGCCUAAGCAAAUAUAA